Prorocentrum cordatum is the source of this 1521-nucleotide messenger RNA. Lineage: Eukaryota; Dinophyceae; Prorocentrales; Prorocentraceae. The record is from the annotation of a GenBank genome assembly.
AUGUUUUGCCUGCGCACCGUCUGCAGUGCCAUCUGGAAUGCCGUUGCGAGGCGCCGCCUCCCUGAGGGGCCAGCCGACGCGGGGAGUCUCCGCGUCUUGGAGACGCCGGAGGAGGUGCAGGGGCUGCUCGCCGGGAAGCGCGUGCUCCACGUCAAGGGGUUCGGCGCGGGCUUCGGGGGUCCCCCGGAGGGACGGAGCGACGUGCAGCAGCGGCAGGAUGAGGACGCCGUGGUGGCCAUCUCGCGGUUCCGCCCCGACUUUCUGGUGGUCGACGGCGAUCCUUGGAAAGAUGGCUUCCAGCGCUACGUCAAGGCUUACGUGGACAGGCAGGCACGCGCUGGGAAGGCGGUGCCGGGGCUCGUCUGGGUGAAGAACGUCAAGGGGAGCUCGCCCACCCCCGAAGAACGAGACAAGCAUCAGGCGAAGGCCCGCGAGUGGGCCGACCAGGGGCUCCAGGUGACAGUCUCAUGGCUGCCAGAGGCUUCCAUCGCUGAGGGCAUGGGUAAGCUGUUCGGGGCGGACUGCUGGGAGAAGCUGCAGGGGCAGGAGUUUGACUGCAGAGGCGCCGUGAAGCUGCUGCAGGCGGCCGAGCCCGACGGGCCCGAGUGGCUCCGCGAGCUCAAGGGCACCGCGUCUGGGUGCGAGCUCUACCGGGCCAUCGAGACCGUGGAGAGCCGGGCCGAGCAGCAGUUCUUCGAGAAGUGCAGCUUUGAGAACGCCGCGAAGGGCAACGCGAUAUACCAGCACCUGCGGGGGGCGGGCCAUGCGCCGGCCGCGCAGGGAGUCGUGAGCUUCGGCGGCGGCGAGAGUGUGCUGCUGGAGUUCGCGACUCUCUACCUCUUCCCGGGCUCCGGAUUCGACGCGAGCCGUGCCGCGCUCUUCUCGAUGAUCCUCAGGGGACAGCGACCCUGCGCUGCCUGCGCACAAGGGGUGCGCCUUCCAGUCGGAGUAGGGUUAGGCGCUCGCCGACGAGCAGGCGCUGGCACCACAGUGGGCACCUCGGCGCCGGCAGCCCAGCUGGCGACACCACCCGCCCGCGAGGAGGCGCUGGCGGCAGCCGUCUGGCCCAGGAAGGGCAGCAGCCAUGGGAAUGAUGGUUGCAUCCCCCGGCCGCCGCCAACUUGCGUCGCCCCGAAGAGGGGACGCCCACGCGCAGGGUUCGAGCGCCUGCAGCGGUGCGUCAGCAGCUCCAUACCUAAAGAGAGAUGCACGUCAGCUGCCUGGCCUGCUGUCACAGAGAGCGAGAGGGGUCUCUUGGACAGUCGUGGGCAACUUUGGGCUUGCUUGGGUCGUUUUGAGGCUCUUCUUGGGAUCGUUUUGGGCCGUUGCGCUAAGACGACAGUCUUGGCGUUUACCUGCAGAAUUGGCGAUGGCCAUUCGUUGCGGCGUUGGUCAAGCAGCGCAGCAAGGGAUUCCUUUGGACCUGCGGUUAGCCAGUCUCGCGCGGCCAGCAGAGUGAAGCACGCUCAGGAGGAAGUUGGUUUCUCUUGUCUGUGCCAUCAUGCACCAUUAGCGGGGUAG